Triticum aestivum (bread wheat) is the source of this 856-nucleotide messenger RNA. RefSeq lists its product as uncharacterized. Bases 281 to 613 code for a protein of 110 amino acids. Lineage: Eukaryota; Viridiplantae; Streptophyta; Magnoliopsida; Poales; Poaceae. The record is from RefSeq and is a predicted model, not a curated record. The transcript has 3 exons.
UCCCAUAGCUCGGCGGCGCCCACUCCCCCUCGCCUCUCGGGCCGCACCGGUCUCUUCCCUCAGCGCGAAACAGGCGCACGCAGGGCAUCCGCCGGCAAAUGAGGCCGAGAGCGAUCCAGCGCCUGCAUCCCUUGCCUCUCCGAUCACACCGGUCUGCUGCCUAAGCACGAAGUGGGUGCAUGCAUGGCGGCCGCCGGCGAGCGAUCCGGUGGCGCUAUGGCGCAUGCAUCCCUCACCUCUCCGAUCGCACCGGUCUGCUCCCUAAGCACGAAGUGGGUGCAUGCAGGGCGGCCGCCGACGAAAGAGCCCGCGGCGCGGCGGUCUGCUCCUUACCGAUUUGAGAUCCGCACUGGUCUCCUCUCUGCUGGCCAUUCUACGGGAAAGAUCGCUGAGUACUUCAUCUAAAUCUGCCGCAAACGACCAGCACUCUGUGUCAAGAAGUGGGAGUAUUUCCUCCCUCACACAUGCUCCCUGCCUCACAUGUGAUGUCAUGAAAAUGGACGGAUGUGAUAGCGAAGGAACCAGAGGGAAUGAUACUACUGUAUCAGCAAUGGUGUUGAUACGUAGAAGAUACAAAAAUGAGGAAGAUACUAAAAGACACAUAGAUGAGUAACACAGAUGAGAAAUUCAUAUGCCCAUCAUGUCUUGGAUGAGAAACAGUAUGAAAACUUCAAUGAAAAAUUCAGCACUGCCAAACCAUUUGGAAAUGCUACCAGAAAUGAAAAACAAUUAGGGGGUAGAUGCACUAGAGGAAGGAAAGAGGAGCUCCAGUUUGAUCCCAUACUUUGUGUCAUAAUUUCAUAUCGAUUAAUUCUUGUGUCUCAAUGAUUCACUCUAUAAUUCUCAUUGACGAACU